This is a messenger RNA of Magnusiomyces paraingens, 2460 nucleotides long. RefSeq lists its product as uncharacterized. Gene Ontology annotation, molecular function: glutamine-tRNA ligase activity; ATP binding. NCBI's taxonomy places the organism in Eukaryota, Fungi, Ascomycota, Dipodascomycetes, Dipodascales, Dipodascaceae. The transcript has a single exon. Gene Ontology annotation, cellular component: cytoplasm; cytosol. The record is from RefSeq and is a predicted model, not a curated record. Gene Ontology annotation, biological process: translation; glutaminyl-tRNA aminoacylation. Bases 1 to 2460 code for a protein of 819 amino acids.
AUGUCUGAAGAAGACUUCACUGCCAAGUUCGCGGGCCUUGGACUCGAGGACAAGAAAAUCAAGGAGAUUGUCAAAAACAAAAAGGUCGCUACGGCUCUUGCCGAAAUUGCAGACGAACUUCCUGCAGGGACCACUACGCCUAAUGCCAGUACUCUCCACUCAUUAGCAACCCUAUCUAAAGAUGUUGACGCCGAAUUGAAGCCUUAUCGCAAGCUUGUUACCGACGCAAUUGCUGAUGGCUCACUUAAAACUAACCUCCAGCUUGAUGCUGCUUGGAAAUAUGUUGUUGCCAAUGGAGCAGCCUCCACCAGAAGUGGUCUAGAUGAGGCAUCCGGUGUUGGUAUUGUUGUGACUGAAGCCCAAGUCGAGGAGCAAGUGGCAAAAUACAUUGCCGAUAAUAAGGCUUCUAUUGAGGAGCAGAGAUACAAGGCUGUGCCUUCAAUUCUUGUCAAUGUCAAGAACUUGCCUUCUUUAAAGUGGGCCAGUCCUGCUCUUUUCAAGCCCAUUAUUGAUAAGCAAGUUUUGGCACUCCUGGGACCCAAGGAUGACCGGGAUCUCCUUAAAAAGAAGGAAAAGCCUAAAAAGGAAAAAGUCUCUACAUCCAAGAAUGCAGCCGAUGAUAUUGGCUCUGCUACUAGUUCCAGUCGCUCUAUGUUUACCCAGGGCUUCCUUGGUGCUCUGCACAAGCCCGGUGGUAACCCCCAGGUGAACCCUGAGUUUAUGAAACAGCAUCUUGCCUUUACUGGUGGCAAGGUUUACACUCGAUUCCCUCCUGAGCCCAAUGGAUACCUCCACAUUGGCCACUCCAAGGCUAUCACUGUUAACUUUGGAUAUGCCAAGUUUAACGGUGGCAAAUGCUAUCUCCGUUACGACGACACCAAUCCUGAUGCUGAAGAGGAGCAAUUUUUCACUUCAAUUUUGGAGAUUGUUCGCUGGCUUGGAUUUGAGCCGUUUAAGAUUACGUAUUCGUCCGACUACUUUGACCACCUUUACGAGCUUGCUGAGCAUCUUAUUAAGAAGGAUCUUGGGUAUGUCUGCUUCUGCACUGCUGAGGAGAUGAAGCAUAACCGUGGUAUCAGCGAGGAAGGCAAAGCUGGUGGUGAGCGCAAGAACUGUGCACACCACGGGCAAUCGGUUGAGGAAAAUCUCAAAUACUUCCGGGACAUGAAGGCUGGCAAGUAUAAGAAGGGUGAGGCAGUUCUCAGAAUGAAACAGGACAUUACCAACCCAAAUCCUCAGAUGUGGGAUCUUGUUGCAUACAGAGUCGUAGAUGCUCCCCACCACCGAACUGGCGACAAGUGGAAGAUCUACCCUACUUAUGACUUUACCCACUGUCUUGUUGAUUCCUUUGAGAAUAUUUCUCACUCUUUGUGUACAACCGAGUUUUACCUUUCACGUGAGUCGUACGAGUGGCUUUGCGAUGCUGUCGAUGUUUACAAGCCAGCCCAGAGAGAAUACGGUCGUCUUAACAUUACAGGUACUGUGAUGAGUAAAAGAAAGAUUGCCAAGCUUGUUGAGGGCAAGUAUGUUCGUGGAUGGGACGACCCUAGAUUGUUUACACUUGUUGCUAUUCGCCGUCGUGGUAUCCCGCCUGGAGCGGUUUUGUCGUUUGUUGCUCAGCUCGGUGUGACGACGACCAACAGUAAUAUUCAGGUUGUUCGCUUUGAGUCGUCGAUUCGCAAGUACUUGGAGGACUCGACGCCUCGUUUGAUGAUGAUUCCUGAUCCAGUUCCUGUUAUUUUGGAGAACUUGCCUGAGAACCACUACGAGGAGAUGGACAUGCCUUUUAAGCCUGGCUCUCCUGAAUUUGGCGAGCACAAGUUGCCUUUUACUCGCAAGAUUUACGUGGACCGAUCUGAUUUCCGCGAGGAGGCGUCCAAGGAUUACUUCCGUUUGGCUCCUGGCCAGUCGGUUGGUCUGCUCAAGGUGCCUUAUAAUAUUCGUGUGACUUCAUACACCAAGGACGAGAAGACUGGUCUUGUUACUGAGAUUCGGGCACACUAUGAAAAUGAUGUUGCACACAAGAAGCCCAAGACUUACAUUCAGUGGAUUGCGGAUGCGCCUGAAAAGGGUUCUCCUAUUAAACUUUCUGAGGUCCGUUUGUUUGAGCAGCUGUUCAAGUCUGAUAACCCUGCUGCCCACCCUGAUGGAUUUUUGGCUGAUAUUAACGAGAACUCUGAGACGGUGUUGAAGAAUGCCAUCAUUGACACUGGGUUCUGGGAGGUCAAGAAGCGGUCGCCUUGGAAGGUAGAGUCGCGGCCCGGAACAGCUGAGUCUGAUGAGCAGAAGCGGGAGGAAGAGGUUCUGGGAGGCAAUGAGAGCCAGUGGACACCCGAAAGUGUGCGGUUCCAGGCUCUGCGAGUUGGGUAUUUCUGUAUGGACCGGGAUAGUGUUGGGGAUGAUAAGAUUGUACUGAACCGGAUUGUGACGCUUAAGGAGGAUAGUUCCAAGAGCAAGUAG